CAUAGCGAUGUGGAAAUGGCUGUGUGGGAGGCAGAGCAGACCCAUGGUUUGCUGCGCUCAGAUCUUCUGUCCCCUUUGGUGGACGGCAAGCCGGAAGGGCCACCUGAGCAGCCCAAAGUCCAGUUCUACUGCAGAGUAUGCCUGGUCACCUUCGGCUCCCAGGAGAGCUUUGAGAACCACUGCUCCUCAGUGGAGCAUGCACAGAUGAUUGCCAUGGAUACUGUGGUCCAGUGGAACCACCGGGCCCCUCCCUACGGCCUGAAGACCUUUGCUCUGUGUAGACGAGCUGAAAUCUGCGAAUAUGGGCAAGACUGCACAAAGGCCCACUCCCCGGAGGAGCUCGAAGAGUGGAUCCAGAGGGCUAAAGUGGCAGAGGAAAAUAAGAAGUCCGCCAAGGAGGGGGGCCUCCUGUCUUACCAGGAUCGACUUCUUGCGGAAUACCAACAAAGCCACAACGAGGUCUUAAUUAUAUCGGAACAGGUUGACGGUGUGUCCGUUACCUGUCAGCAGCCGCUGCAAAUGCAGUCAGAGGAGAAGAAGAUGCAAUACCAGUGGGUUUUCCUGGUUCAUUCCCAGAAGCCCCUCAAGCAUGUGGCUCUGUUGAAGAGAACCCCUGGUGCCAAUUUCUUCCUAGCAGGGGACGGGCUCUCCCGAGGUCUCACUUAUGCCUCGGGAGAAAGAUUCAAGCUUCUGCCCACGUCUCCGCCAGUUUCUGAGAUACGGGUAUCUGUUGAAUGCUGCACUUUCGGCGUCUACGAGCAAUGGCUAGUGUUCGACUUUGGCAGCCGUCCAGUGUUGGUGCAGAAGCUCCAGGCUAAGAUUGGCAAGAAAGAAGCUUACUGGCGCGUGGAUCCGGCGGGAGAGCAAGAUAGCCAGUUUGUCGACUUCGAACGGUGGCACAGCGGCAACCGAGUGGUUGUGCCCAGCGUGCCGCGCACCAGUAAGGAGCUGGAACUGCUGGCCAAGUACAAGAUCCGGUCGCUCUCCCUGGAUUUCCAGCAUGGUGCUGAGAGACAGCCAAUCACCCUCUUCAACUACCGUGAGCAAAUGCACAACUUUCUGUUCAGGGAGGAAGAGGCGGAGCGAGCUCUGAUCGCAAAGUUUAGCUUGCAAGUUGUUGUCUCCCUUCAGCAGAUGUUAGAAACCCCUUUCGUGGGGAUGAAGUUUGCCCCUCCAGGUGAGCUGUACGCUCACAUCCCCACCCCUUGCUCAGUGACCUGCGACUCCAAGGAGGGAUACCUGCUUCACCGCUGCGUCCAUACAGCCUUCUUAGCGUUGGACCCCCCCACCAACAACCGCGUCUACGAGGUUGGUGUAGAGACCAAAGAAAUCACCGAGAGGAGCAUUUCGCUCCUGCUCCCCAAGCGUUGCUGCUCUGACCUGGGCCUCAAAAGCGGGACGACCGUCAAGGUCGAAGUUCAGUUCCAAAUUGACCAGCUCCAGUUUCGGCAGUGGCAUAAUGCUGCCGAUCAGCUCUUGGAUGUGCGGCUGGUCCUUCCUGAUGUAGCUGCUUGCUCUGUCCCACGACCUCUUGAGCAGGUGCAGCUGCAGAGGGGCAAUUGGAAGCAGAAACAGGCCCUCUCCUUCAUCACUGGGGAGGCAUCUGGGGCCCGGCAGGUGCCCCCACUCCUGAUUUAUGGGCCUUUUGGGACUGGGAAGACCUUUACCUUGGCCAUGGCCACCCUGGAGAUCAUCAAGCAGCCCCAGGCGCGUGUCUUGAUCUGCACCCACACCAACAGUGCAGCGGAUAUCUAUAUUAAUGAAUACCUCCAUGACUACAUUGCAUCCGGGCACCCUGAGGCUAUCCCACUCAGGAUAAAGUAUGUUUCCCAUAAGGUCAAUACAACCGACCCAGUCACACUGCGCUAUUGCUGCCUCUCCACCAACCGGGAUUCCUUUCGUCUCCCCACCAAGGAAGAGUUGGAUCGGCACCAGAUCAUUAUCACCACCGCCAUGCUUUCCCAGGAGCUUGGAGUGUCUGCUGGUUAUUUCAGCCACAUCUUGAUCGAUGAGGCUGCUCAGAUGCUGGAGUGCGAAGCUCUGGUCCCCCUCUGCCUUGCAACUUUGAAGACCCGCAUCAUCCUGGCAGGGGACCACAUGCAGAUGACCCCGCAGCUCUUCUGCCUGCACGGAGGCGAGCAGAUGGCUGACCAUACACUACUGAACCGCCUCUUCCAGUACUACCAGAAGGAGAAGCAUGAAGUGGCCAAGAAGAGUAGGAUCAUCUUCAACGAAAACUACCGCUCCACUGCCAGCAUCAUUGACUUCGUCUCCAGGCACUUCUAUGUUGGCAAGGGAGAUGCCAUUCAUGCCAAGGGCAAGAUCCCCCCUCACCCAGAGUUCCACCCGCUCAUGUUCUGUCACGUGGCGGGCUCUGCUGAGCGGGACGCCUCAAAGGUUUCUUGGAUCAACACUUCUGAAGUCAUGCAAGUGAUUGAGAAAGUGCAAGAGAUGAACGAGAAGUGGCCAGAUGAAUGGGGGGAACACGACCUCAAGAGGAUCUGUGUGGUCUCCUAUGGAAACCAGGUGGCAGCAAUCCGGCAGGAGCUGAGGAAGAAGAGCCUGAGAGACGUGAUGGUAGAAAAUUAUGAGAAUUUACCGGGCAAGGAAUUCCGCCUAAUUAUCCUCAGCACCGUCCACACCAAGGAGAGCCUCAGUAGCAUCAAGUCCCCCAACCUGGACUUCUUCAACAAUGUGCGGGUGCUGAACACUAUCAUGACAAGGGCUCAGUCACAGGUCAUUGCUGUGGGAGAUGCGGUGGCCUUGUGCUCUUACGGCCAAUGCAGCAAGGUCUGGAAAAGCUUCAUCAAGGAGUGCGCGGAGAAGGGGACCUUGACUCCCACGACCCUGACGCUGGAGGAGAUACGGCAAGCGGCAUGUGACCGGGUCAGCUGGAACAGGGCUAGCCCCGACUCCGAAGGAACAGAAGAAGAAGGAAGUGACUCCAGUUCCUGGUUUUCGAGCUCAGAGAGCUUGAACAUGGAUGACCCCAUCUUGCAGGAACUCCUGGAUGAGAACGCACAUGCGUCUGUGAUGGUCUCUGACGAAGGGCUGUUGAAUGUGAAGUCUGAGGCCUCGACGACCCGAAGCGGCUGCCCAGAAUAUGUCAGCUUCCCUCCUGCAAUCAUGCAGAACUAUCUCCGCAUGCAGCCCGGUUUGUACAAGCGCUGUGAGUUCAUCAAGGAGGGGUUUGAUCGAGCAACGGCCUUCACUGUGGAUGAUGCCUCUCCCGUGAAUAUCCAGAUCAAAGGCAGGGUUCACUGCGGGAUGGCUUUCACAGGCGACCAGGUCUUGGUGGAGAUCCUGCCGCACAAUACCCCCGAGGGCAAUUUGCACGGGAAAGUGGUAGGCGUGCUUAAGAAAUCCGAGAGGGAACGCACCUUUGUAUGCAUGAUAGACGAGUUUGAUCCGCGUGUCAUGAUCCCCAUUGACCACACGGUCACAAAAAUCUUUGUCCCAGGGUUGAAAGACUCACCCAAUGACCUCCCCAUUCGCAAAGUAGACGCAGGGGGGAGGAUCCGGCUGCAGAAAGUCAAGAAGAUAUCACAGGAGCUCAAGAAGAAUAGUCUUUUUGUUGUCCAAGUCAUCAACUGGCGGGAAGGCUUUUACUACCCUCUGGGGGUUGUUACGGAAUUGCUGCCGAUGGCGUCAACACUAGAGAAAGGGCUGCGGAUCCUUGGCAUAGAAUACUGUCUCAAAAACCAGUACUCGGCCUCUGUGAAUAAGGAGGUGGCCAAAUUCACCUCUGGGAAGGUUGCAUCUGUGAAAAGUAGUCGUAAAGACUGCCGGGAUUACCUUACCUUCACUGUUGAUCCCCCAGGUUCCAGAGACCUGGAUGAUGCCAUCAGUGUCAGAGACUUGGGUGAUAAAUACGAGAUUGGGGUCCAUAUUGCCGACGUGGCAUCUGUCAUUCCCAAAGGCUGUGCUCUAGAUAUGGAAGCCAAGAACCGGGGGGCCACUUACUAUGCACCUGGGAAGGAACCAGUGUGCAUGUUCCCACCUCAGCUAAGUCAAGACCUCUGCAGCCUCCUUCCCCAGAAAGAUCGGGAUGUGAUCUCUCUAUUUGUCUUGGUGAACAAGACGACGGACGAGGUGGUGGAAGUUCGCUUUAACGUGUCCACCAUCUGCUCUGAUCGGCAGCUGACCUACGAGGAGGCAGAGAGUAUCGUCCACCACUGUUACAAAGCAGAAGAGCCAACACUUUGCUUUAACACCCUGGAGCACUGUGUCGCGGUCGCGUACCACUUCUCCCGAGCUCACCGGUUAUUUAGGCUCCAUGACGACUAUUAUUAUCAUCAGCUUGAUGAGGAUAGCUCUCUGGGCCAAAGAUGUUCUCAUCAGAUGGUGGAGGAAUUCAUGAUCAUGUUCAACAGCUUUGUGGGAGAGUUCCUCACCGUUAGGGAUCCCACCAGAAACGUAACACCUCUGCGGUGCCAGAGUGAGCCCAUGCCAAUGCAGAUGACUCAGAUGAGCCACAAGUACAGAGAUAUAAUCCCUCUCUCCAUUCACCUCUCACACCAUCUGGGAGCUCAGACCUCUGGAGACCACAUGGGGGCUGGUAGUGAGUUUGUUCUCCUGACUCCGUUGUGGGAUCAUCUCAGGUCAGUUGCGAGUGCCUGUGAUUUCCACGAGAUGCUAGACCUUAUUACAACAGAUGACGUCCACCCUAAACUGGUACCCGUGAACUUGGAAUUCCGAAAGCUUCUCAGCCGUUCCUAUUUCAUAUGUUCCAACUCGUCCGCCCAGUCAAAAGUGGGCCACUAUUCCCUGCACGUGGACACUUACACGUGGGCUUCCUCUCCCAUCCGGCGCUACUUGGACGUUGUGGUCCAGAGACACCUUCUUUCUGUGCUCUUGAAGAAUCCAGUCCUGUACUCCUCAACAGAUAUUGAGCUCCUUUGCCAUGAUUUCAACCGGAAGAACGGAAUGGUUGCGGCCUAUGAGAAGAAGGCCCACUCUUUGGAAAUGGCGGCUCAGUUGAAACGACAAGUCCUGCAGAAGUUUGCUUUCGUGAUGAGUGUCGAGGGGAUGGCCAAGAACUUCAAGGCCUUGUUUCCCCUGAACAAGGACACCCUUCCAGAUCCUCAUGUCAUCAACUACAGAGCACUACAACUGGUAGAGCAACCAUUUUUUAUCGAGGAGCAAAACUGUAUGAGGCUGACGUGGAAGAGAAGAAUCUACUCUGUCACCACCAAGCAGAACUGCACCCCAAAAGCGUCGAGGCUUCAGGACAGUAUCGUCACCCUCUUCAGCAUUCAGGUUUGGCGCGAUGUCCUAGAGGCUAUCAGAAAAAAAGACUAUGGGAUGGUCCCCUCGCUUCUUGAGCAAGGCUACAGCAAGCAAUCAAGAAUUGUGGGGAAGAUGCAGAGAAGCCGGUGCUCCCAUUACGUGGAACUGUCACGGGACCUCAGCGCUGGGGACGUCUUGCAAUUUCAACUCACUACAGGUGUCCAUCGGGGUUUCUUGGUGCCCUGUGUGCAGCUGUGGACUGUGGCCCCAGGCUUCGACGUGUGUCUGGAGCACACUGAGAAACCCAUUGACUGCUUUUCCAAGUAUGCCACGCGGGCUUCCAUGAAGAGCUAUAAGGACGCCACUGAGUAUCGCAAAGUGUGGUUGCCGCUCUGUGACAUGGAAUCGGCUUCGUGCGCCGUGUCCGAAAACGACUCCAUCGUCCUUUACGAUGUCCCCAUAGUCUGGGAGAAGCAGAGGACAAGGGAAGGUCAGCUCCUGGGGACAUUUUCCUUGAACAAAGAGUUCCUCAAGGAGUGUGCCAUUAAAGUGGAUUUUAGCAACUGCUACCUCUGCAUCCGCCUAGGAGGCCUGAAGCUCAGCAGCGACCAGGACGAAGUGGAGUCACUUAGUCACAGUCUCCAGAAAAUCAGUUUGACCAAGAAGAAUGCUGAAGCUGGCAAAUUAGUGGUCAAUCCAGAAACGUACACUUGGGUGGCCCACGGGCGUACUCAGAGGUUAGGUGACCCUAAGAAAUCUGACGAGAGCGAGGAACAGAUGGUGCCUUUCUACAUCAAUUUCAUGUCUAUGGAAAACAUCCCCAUUGAGAUCAGCCAGACAUCUUCCCGGUUUACUGUGGAGCUGAUUCCAAAGAUGCUGCCUGAUAUUCGGAAAGAGGAUGCCGUUUGGCAACUGGAACAUGCGAAUGAACUUGCAAAAAAUAUAGCACUUGGAAAGAGAAUUCCUGAACGAGGUGAGUGGAAACACAUCGCAAAACAUUAUCCUCAGACAUCCAAGCUCCUGAUGCUCAGUAGCUUUGAUCUACCAGAAAGACCCCGGAGACUCAACCCUAGCCAAAACCGUGCCAUUUGGGAGGCUCUGAAGAAGCAAUUUACGCUCAUCCAAGGCCCACCGGGAACCGGGAAAACCGUCGUCGGUUUUCACAUUGUUUACUGGUUCUGCCAACUGAACCAGGAGAAGCUGAACAAGGAGGACAGAAAGAAGGACUCCAGCCCGGGUGAUGAAGUCCAGAGCCACAUUCUGUACUGUGGGCCCUCUAACAAGUCGGUUGACGUUGUUGCUGAGAUGCUGAUGAAGAUUAAAGAAGUGAGGCCCCUGAGAGUAUAUGGAGAGACUGUAGAAACGAAGGAUUAUCCUUACCCUGGGAGUAGUUUACAUUUCUCUGGGAAAGCAACGCGGGACACAAGAUCCAAGCCAGAGAUCAGGGAUAUCACUUUACACCACCGGAUCAGGCGUCCCCCAAAUCCUUUUGCACAAGAAAUCUGUAAGUUUGAUGCGCGCGUGAGAAGAGGAGAGGAGAUCACAGACGAGGAAGUUGAGAGCUACAGGCUUCUUCUCAACAAAGCUUGCAAAUAUGAGCUAAAGCGCCACGACGUUAUCCUGUGCACAUGCUCGGCCUCCUGUGGCAAAAUCUUGACCCAAAACCUGAACGUCAAGCAGGUGCUCAUUGACGAAUGCGCCAUGUCCACCGAGCCAGAGACCCUCAUCCCGCUGGUGAGCCAUAAGAAAACGAAAAAGGUAGUCUUGCUAGGGGAUCAUAAGCAGCUGAGGCCUGUGGUCUGCAAUGAUUUCUGCAGGACCCUGGGCAUGGAGACCUCCCUCUUUGAGCGCUACAAAGAUCAGGCCUUGAUGUUAGACAUCCAGUAUCGCAUGCAUAGAGACAUUUGCCGGUUCCCGUCCAUCACGUUUUACGAAAGCAGAUUGAAGACUUGGUCUGGCCUCAUGCGUCCACCCAAUGUCCUCUUCCACAAGAGCAACAGCUGCUGCCCCAUCAUCUUCGGCCACAUUGAGGGCAAAGAGAAGAGCCUCAUGGUCUCGACAGAAGACGGGAAUGAGAACUCCCGGGCCAACCUUGAAGAAGCAGAACAAGUGGUAAGGAUAGUGAAGCAGCUGACCCUGGAUGGGAUCAUCAAGCCUGAGCAGAUCGCUGUCCUGACCCCUUACAAUGCCCAGGUGGUCGAGAUCAAGAAAAUGCUGUCCCAAGAAAGGCUGCAAAACGUGACCGCCUGCACCAUCAUGAAAAGUCAAGGCAACGAGUGGAAGUAUGUGAUCGUGUCCACGGUGCGGUCCUGUUCCCGGUCGAUCAUUGACAAAAGGCCCACCAUCGGCUGGCUGAAGAAGCAUUUGGGGUUUGUGACCGACCCAAACCAGAUCAACGUCUGCAUCACCCGGGCGCAGGAGGGGCUCUGCAUCAUUGGCAACCGUUACCUCCUCGAAAGCAACCGCUUGUGGCGACAGCUUGUGCAACAUUACCGAGCCCAGGGCUGCCUCACCAUCGCCUCUGCGAUCCAGGUUAGGGGAUCGCUGGCUGCUCACUAA
This is a messenger RNA of Euleptes europaea (tarantolino), 7788 nucleotides long. It is a transcript of the gene HELZ2, whose product is annotated as helicase with zinc finger 2. Lineage: Eukaryota; Metazoa; Chordata; Lepidosauria; Squamata; Sphaerodactylidae. The transcript is spliced from 20 exons. The coding region runs from base 16 to 7788 and encodes 2590 amino acids. Gene Ontology annotation, molecular function: ATP hydrolysis activity; RNA nuclease activity; 5'-3' DNA helicase activity. The record is from RefSeq and is a predicted model, not a curated record.